Molecule: messenger RNA, 5115 nt
Organism: Fusarium redolens
Lineage: Eukaryota; Fungi; Ascomycota; Sordariomycetes; Hypocreales; Nectriaceae
Exons: 4
Coding region: 457-4851 (1464 amino acids)
Biological process (GO): carbohydrate metabolic process
Molecular function (GO): chitin binding; hydrolase activity, hydrolyzing O-glycosyl compounds
Source: RefSeq, a predicted model, not a curated record
CGACUGUGAGGAGCCAUCUUGUUAUGAUUGGCCCAUAUACUCAUAUCACCAGACUGUAACGUAGCAAUUGAGAAGAAGAAAUCUCCCGUGCCAUGUUACCCCGACUCAUCCUUGUUAGAAGAAGUUGUUAGUGGUUGAUUGAGAGUCGAGCGAGUAUCUGGCAAUUCCGAAGCCGACCUAAUCCACUGCGAGGAGGUUUCAAGAGGUUGUACAGAGUAGGGCCAUGUAUUUCUCAAUCUUCCAGAGGGAAAACCUUUUCUAUAAGAGGCAACUAGUCCACAGCUUCAGAUUCACAUCACAGCAACAAAGUGCCUCAGCCACCAUCAUUUGCACUCUAGUCACUCAUUGCUUUCCAGUCAUUCGUUUUCAUUCACUAUCAUCCAUUCAUUCUUUGACAAAUCGCAUUUGUUACUUCCUUACAAUUAAUUUACCUUCCUGCUGAUGUAGCAAACGACCAUGUUGUUCUCAACAUGUCAUGUGGCCACGCUACGGGUUAUUAGCAUUUUGAUGUCUACAAGCCUGGCCGCGGCCAUGGUAGGAAACAGACUCGGAGCCAGCCCAUACUAUCUCAACGCCGCUGCAGCUUGUCCGGAGCGGUGCAGUGUCUCCGGGCCUGAGCCAGGUAACUGGUCUGUGUACACAGAUCUGGGACAGCUCAGGACUUGCCAGGAAACCAUGUUCUAUGCCUUCUCCAUUUUCGAUCCAGUCGAUGAACAUUCGACUACCCAUCGCAUCCAUGCCUGCACAUCAUUUGGCCCAGACUUUUCCCAGCUUCCAAACUCCACGACCCUCCAAUCUUCUUCCUCUCCCGUCAGUACCAGCUAUGAGAUUGGCUGGUGGAACGAGGGUUUUGGACUGGCUGCCUCCGGAAUCCGUUCCAUCACCAGGCAAGCUCGUCGCUACCUUACCCAUGGACACGGGGCAACUGAUAGGCCUACUAUCAUGUUUGCUCAGUCUGGACAGGCCACUAUUGGUCUUUACAUUGGACAAGGCCUCGAAUCUCGACUCAUUGGCUCUUCUGCACUCAAGAUCUUCGAAGACAACCUUACCAACUUGAACGUCACAGCACCUACCUUGGCGAUGCAACUCUGUGGGCCAGAUUCUGGCAGCACGCAUUCUUUUGGUCUGAUGGUGACAAGCAAUGGAACAUUUGACUCCCUCCAGAACGCUGUUCAGUCGUGGGCCAAUGGAACCUGUCUGUCUUUUUCAAGCUCUACCAACAUGACUGGCCAGGUCCUGUAUAACACGCCACUGGAGGUGUUGGCAGACGUCAAGAACUCAACCAGGUUGUCCAAGCAUGUAGCUAGGCAUGCCAGGCGCCAUCAACAUCUCCAUGUUCGUGCCGAGUGCAAAACUACCAAGGUCGAGGCCGGGGAUAGUUGCGCUAAACUGGCAACAAGAUGUGGCAUCUCGGCCAGUGACUUUACCAAGUACAACCCGGGGUCCAAGUUCUGUGCUGAGCUGGUGCCUAAGCAACAUGUGUGCUGCUCAAAGGGAGAGCUUCCUGACCUCCGACCCUCCAAGAACUCCGAUGGUUCUUGCCAUGCCUACAAGGUUCAAGAAAACGACAACUGUGCCAGCAUUGCUAUCGAGAAUGGCCUUCAGAUGGAGGACCUCGAGAAGUUCAACAAGAAGACUUGGGGCUGGGCCGGUUGCAAGCGACUCUUCUACAAGACUGUCAUGUGCUUGAGUGAGGGAACUCCCCCGUUCCCUGAUACAAUCGCCAACGCCCAGUGCGGUCCCCAAAAGCCAGGCACCAAGAAGACUGGGGACACCACCGAUAUCUCAGAUCUCAACCCGUGCCCUCUCAAUGCUUGCUGCAACAUCUGGGGUCAGUGUGGUAUCACGAAAGAGUUUUGUACUGAUACCAACACUGGUGCGCCUGGAACUGCCAAAGAGAACACCAACGGUUGCAUCUCGAACUGCGGUACAAAGAUCGUCAAGAGCGGCGGCGAUAGCUCAAUCCGCAUUGGCUACUUUCAGGGCUAUGGCAUGAGCCGAGACUGUCUUUAUCAAGAUGCCUCUCAGGUCGAUACAUCGAAGUAUACGCACUUGCAUUUUGCAUUUGGUACUCUGACGAAGGAAUAUGAUGUUAAAGUGGGCGACAAGCUUUCUCAGUAUCAGUUCAAGUCAUUUACGAUGCUCAGAGACGUCAAGAAGAUACUGUCCUUCGGUGGCUGGGACUUUUCCGCCAAUUCUGCUACCUAUUCCAUCUUCCGCGAGGGUGUUAAGCCUGCCAACCGCCUCAAGAUGGCCACCAAGGUCGCCAAGUUCAUUACAGAUAACGAUCUCGAUGGUGUCGAUAUUGACUGGGAAUAUCCUGGGGCGCCUGACAUCCCUGGUAUCCCGCCAGCUGAGAAAGACGAGGGUAAGAACUAUCUCGCCUUUCUUGUUGUGUUGAAGAACCUCUUGAAAGGCAAGUCGGUAUCUAUCGCCGCUCCCUCUUCUUAUUGGUACCUCAAACAGUAUCCUAUCAAGGACAUUAGCAAGGUUAUAGACUAUAUCGUCUACAUGACAUAUGAUCUUCACGGCCAGUGGGACACAGAGAACUCUUUCUCUCAAGAAGGGUGCGCACAUGGCAACUGUCUUCGCAGCCAAGUUAACCUCACUGAGACACAAUAUUCUUUGGCGAUGAUUACCAAGGCCGGCGUCCCAAGCCACAAGGUCAUUGUUGGUGUCACCAGCUAUGGGCGGUCGUUCAAGAUGGCCGAAGCUGGUUGCUACGGACCGGAUUGCUUCUAUACUGGAAACAAGUUGGAGUCCGGUGCCAAGAAGGGCAAAUGCACCGGUACAGCUGGUUACAUUGCCGAUGCGGAGAUCGAUGAGAUCCUCAAGGAUAAGAGCCGCGUUGUCAAACACUAUGUUGACACAACAAGCCACAGCGACGUUCUCAUCUAUGAUGACACUGAAUGGGUGUCAUACAUGAGUCCCAGCAUCAAGUUGGCCCGUCAGGCCAUGUACAGUGCGUUUGGUAUGGGUGGCACUACUGACUGGGCGGUCGACUUGCAGACAUAUAACGAUGUACCAAAGCCCGCCAAGUCUUGGGCCAUCUUCAAAGAGGACGUCGUGACCGGGUAUGAUCCUAAGUUGGACCAUACUCGAACUGGCAACUGGACAGAAUAUGACUGCAGAAGCAAAUUCAUCCGCGACAUCAAGGCCUACACACCAAGUCAGCGGUGGAAGGGUGUGAUGGCAGAUGAUGCAUGGAAAGAUGUCAUCCGGAUCUGGAAAGACUUGGAUGAGCCGAGAGACUUUACAUUCUCACAAUCAGUUUCCAUGAGUCUCCAAGUUAAUACAGAACCAUGGUGCCAGCAACUCACCAACUGCAAAAAGCCAGCCGAGUGUGAGAAUGCGUUCAAUGAUGAUCUGUCUGGGCCCGCUGCACAAUUCAUCUGGAACUCCUUAGUGAAAGUCCACCAAAUGUACACUGACUUCCAUGAUGAGCUGUACAAAGCGGCUUCGGUCAUUAGUUUCUCGCUUGAUGACUUUGGCAACAAGUUUGCCCCUGUGCCAGAGGAAAAAGACGAUACAUGGCUCUUGGUUCUGAUUGAUCUUCUUACGUUCGGUACUGCUACGCUUGCUGGGCCCUUUUUCAACUCGUACCUCAGGAAGCUCCCCUACUUUAUUAACAACCCCUCAGCUUAUGAUAAUGCUAAAGACACUACCAUGACUGCUAUUGGACAAAGUACAACUCUAGCCAAGGAUUUGUUACAUAACGAAGCUUCCAACUGGACCGUACACCGGCAAGAUUCUUUCAAGAAUUACAUGGGCCAAGUGAUCGACGGCUGGGGAAAUGUAACUUCCCUUGCAUUAGACAAGAUUUUUAACGGACGUCCAGACUCAAUCGAUCUGCUGUGGGACAUGAUUUCAGAUGGAAAGAUGAUUGAAGGUGGCGUUGGAGUCAACGUCGACACGCCUCAGGUCGACCUCAAAGACAGCAUUGCCAAGUCUUUCUACGGUUUCACCAUCCCGACACUCUGGAGAGUUUCUGACACGUAUGCUUUUGUUCUCGACUCCGGUUAUAACUGCAACGAAGAGUACCCUCUCGAAGACUAUUUGGAUAAAGAUACCAUGGAUGCCACGAGCGCGUGCUAUGACGGAAGGCGCUACUAUUUGGUUCACCCCAAAGGUGACUCGGAGGAUUGCCAUUGUGUGUACAUCCAUACCAAGUGUGAAAGGGUUUGCAACAAGAGCAAGUUUAGUGCGCCGCCCGGUCUGGAUUCCUUGGACGGUAAGCUGUUUGGAGGAAUCACGACCUCGGACCUCAUCAAAGGCUCCGUCCGUACCUACGUGAAGAACGGAAAGAAGAACACGGCAGAUAGCCUGGACCCAAGCUCUGGCGACCUUGACGCCGAGGACCUUCUGAAAGUCGACAUCACUACACCUGGCAUCGUACGCCUCCCAGUAUGCAGCCCCGAACGCGCAUAUCAGUCAUGGGAUACGACCUCCAAGGGCUCUAGCCCCUUCUACCCAUGCGACAUACCCCCGGGCAAGAAGGUGUGCGAGGAGUCGAGCUUCAAGGACGAGACGAGCGACAAAUCUCCCUUGGUCGACGACUGUAAGUCCAUCAUCAAGAACAUCGAAGGAGAUGGCGGCACCAAGUGGACGACGCAGGUUCUUGGCAAGAAUCAGCGCAAGAUCGCAUCUGCUGGUACUUGCGCCUUUGGGGUUGAGGCUACCAAGGAGGACGGAAACGCCAACUUUGCUUUCGGUGGACAGGACCUCAUCGACAUCAUCAACACGGCUGUUGAUGAGUACAGCAAGAGUGGGAAGAUUGGUGCCACGGGUGACUUGCACUGCAGCGGCAAUAUCAAGAAGCAGCCUGUCCACUGGGCUAUCUACCAUACCUAAGUAGCUUACUAUGUGUUGAGUUAGUCAGCGUUGGUAGUUAGGACAGUAUGGGCGACCAGUCGUGAGGCUUGUGUCGCUUGUAGUGUUUUGUUGCAUACAUGGCUGCCUCAAAACCUAAUGACCUUUCACCAUCCACUGUAAUAAUUUAGACCCUUCACUGGCGAUCGCUCUGUUUCAUCGUAUAGUAUUGUGACUUCUCUGCAUCCUGAAUUUGGUUGCUCGAAAGGACGUAUUAAUUUAAGCAGUAAGUACACUGUGGGACCU